UCUUCUCCUAAAACAGGUUCUCAUCUCCGCCCGGAGGGAGCCAAAUUUUGGGGAACCGGUUUCUGCACUGUUUGUUUUUCUUUUUAGGCGUUAAAAGAUGUUGCAUUUUGCUUUUGCAGUCUCCUAAUCUACUUUCCCCCCCUACAAUAUCAGCAACAUCCUGCAUCUGCCAUCGCCCUGGAAACCACCAGACCUCUCCAUCAUUGCCCUGCGCUUCAUCUCAGCAGGCAGCCUCCGACAGGAUUCAAACCAAGUGGAAGCAAUUUGUUUUCUUCACGAGUGGCGCUUCAAAAUUAUUAUUUUUAUUUUUUAUUCCUUCAAAACAAAAACUCGUAAGGUUCAUGUGUCGGAGAAGUCUUUUCUCCCAGCACCAAAAUGCCUGUGAGACGCGGUCAUGUUGCGCUCCAGAACACCUACCUGGACACCAUCAUCAGGAAAUUCGACGAGCAAAAUCGCAAGUUCCUGAUCGCCAACGCCCAGAUAAAGAACUGUGGCAUCAUCUACUGCAACGAAGGCUUCUGCCAGAUGUUUGGUUUUGCCAGGGCGGAGAUCAUGCAGCAGCCCUGUACCUGCCAAUUCCUGGUUGGGCCCGGCACCAUGAAGAGCGCCCUGGCCCAGCUGGCGCAGGCCCUGCUCGGCUCCGAGGAGCGCAAGGUGGAGAUCCUCUACUACGAUAAGGAAGGGACCUGCAGGCCAUGCCUGGUGGACAUUGUCCCCGUAAAAAACGAGGAAGGCACUGUCAUCAUGUUCAUCCUCGACUUCCAGGAGCUGAUUGAUCCUUCUCUCAAGAAGUCAGGCCUCAGACACAGAGUCGCCCAAGGACUCAUUUACUGUCAGAACCGCAGGUUGAAGAUGAGGCUACCGGUGCUGCGCUCCAUGCGACGACCUUCACUUUCCAAAGAUCAGUUUGAAGGAGUGGUGGUGGACUACCUACAGCCAAACAGCGAGGAAGUCCCCCUCAAAGAGUUUCGAAUCCCAUCCAAGGAGAGCUGCAUGCAGUCUGAGACAGAAGCGCUGAUAGAGCAGGACCUGGAUCCUCCCUCCCAUGCAGCCCAGUCCUCCACCAAGCGGCGCUCCCUGCUGACAGACCGCCUUGACCCCAACAACGCCUUCUCAAGAGCAGUGUUACCUCGGAGUUGUUCCCGGGACAGCAUCCGCAGCCUCCGGCGCGCCUCGUCACUGGACGACAUUGACGGCAUGAGAGCAGACUGGAGCAGUCGACCUGGAGACCCCCGAACCAACAGCAAUCUGAAGCCCAGUGCUCUGAACUCCACGUCCGACUCGGACCUGAUGAGACAUCGGACCAUCGGCCGCAUCCCUCAGGUUACUCUCACCUUCAGCUCAGACCGGAUGAGACCUCCUUCGCCCACCGAGAUCGAAAUCAUCGCACCCAGCAAGAUUAAAGACCGGACACAGAAUGUCACAGAGAAGGUCACUCACGUCACUCAGGUGUUGUCUCUCGGUGCUGAUGUGCUGCCAGAGUACAAGCUGCAGGCCCCACGGAUCCACAAAUGGACCAUCCUUCACUACAGCCCCUUCAAAGCGGUGUGGGACUGGGUCAUCCUGCUGCUGGUCAUCUACACCGCCAUCUUCACUCCGUACUCGGCCGCCUUCCUUCUCAACGAAGUCGAGGAAGAGCGGAGGAGAACCUGCGGCUAUACCUGCAACCCACUCAACGUGGUGGACCUGGUGGUGGACGUCAUGUUCAUCGUGGACAUCCUCAUCAACUUCAGGACCACCUACGUCAACCACAACGACGAGGUGGUCAGUCACCCGGGACGCAUCGCACAGCACUACUUCAAGGGCUGGUUCCUCAUCGACAUUGUGGCUGCCAUCCCCUUUGAUCUGCUUAUAUUCCGCUCUGGGUCUGAAGAGCCUCAGACAACCACUCUGAUUGGAUUACUGAAAACAGCCAGACUGCUGAGGUUGGUACGAGUGGCCAGGAAGUUGGACCGUUACUCAGAAUACGGAGCUGCAGUUCUUUUCCUCCUCAUGUGCACCUUUGCACUCAUCGCUCAUUGGCUGGCGUGUAUCUGGUACGCCAUUGGCAACGUGGAGCGCACGGGUCCCGCCCGCAUAGGAGGCAUGAAGAUCGGCUGGCUGGACAACCUGGCGGACCAGAUCGGGAAACAGUACAAUGACAGUGAUGCGGCCUCGGGCCCCUCCAUCAAGGACAAGUAUGUUACAGCGCUAUACUUCACCUUCAGCAGCCUGACCAGCGUGGGCUUCGGAAACGUCUCACCCAACACCAACCCAGAGAAGAUCUUCUCCAUCUGUGUUAUGCUCAUUGGCUCUUUGAUGUACGCCAGUAUCUUUGGUAAUGUGUCGGCCAUCAUUCAGAGACUGUACUCAGGCACGGCCCGUUACCACACCCAGAUGCUGCGGGUCAAAGAGUUCAUCCGUUUCCACCAGAUCCCAGGAGGCCUGAGACAGAGGCUGGAGGAGUACUUCCAACAUGCCUGGUCCUACACCAAUGGCAUCGACAUGAACGCUGUUUUAAAGGGUUUCCCGGAGUGUCUGCAGGCUGACAUCUGCCUCCAUUUGAACCGCAGCUUGCUCCAGAACUGCAAAGCUUUCCGAGGUGCCAACAAAGGCUGCCUGCGGGCUCUGGCCAUGCGGUUCAAGACCACCCACGCCCCACCAGGUGACACGCUGGUCCACUGUGGGGACAUUCUCUCCGCUCUCUACUUCAUUUCCAGAGGCUCCAUAGAGAUCCUCAGGGACGAUGUGGUGGUGGCCAUACUAGGAAAGAACGAUAUCUUUGGUGAGCCCAUCAGUCUGUACGGGAGGCCGGGUAAAUCCAGCGCUGACGUCAGGGCUUUGACCUACUGCGACCUUCAUAAGAUCCAGAGAGACGACCUGCUGGAGGUGCUGGACAUGUAUCCCGACUUUGCCGACAUGUUCUGGAACAACUUGGAGAUCACCUUCAACCUGAGAGAUGCAGAUAGAAUACACCAGCCAACACCGGGCAGGGACUCUGAAUGUGGCUACCGCCGGACAAGGCAUCGCAGAGACUCCCUGCGACGCCGGAACCGACCAGACGGUAUGGACCGUGAAGACUCAUACCCCGAUCAGUCCUGUCCGAUGGCGAACCACCACCAGGGCACGAUGGCAGGGUCCCACUGGGAGGACCUUUGCAGCAGUGGCAGCAUCUGUUCACAGUCUAGUGAUGAGGAGAUGAAGCCCCUUAGACACAGCAAGGGGGAGCUGUACCCCACAGGGGGGGACACCAGAGACUACCCCCCGGCAGUGGUCAACCUGCUGCCUCACAGUGGACCUUCAGCUGGGAUGGGGCCGCCUGUAGACCUCGGAGGACCACCAUACUCAGCAGCAGCCCCCAUCAGCAUGUCAGGCCUGUAUGGCUACUGGCCGGAUCGCAGAGCAAGCCAGUUCUCAGAGAGCCAGAGACGAGCGUCCUCGGUCAGGGCCAGUUUCCACCCUCCGCCCUGUGCUGAGGACCGGCCCAGUGAGUUGGAGUCCAGGCUGGAACUGCUGCAGUCCCAGUUAAACCGACUGGAGACCCGAAUGACAGCAGACAUCAACGUGAUCCUGCAGCUCCUCCAGAGGCAGAUGGCCCCGGUACCUCCAGCCUACAGCGCUGUGUCCCCCAGCCCUCACCCGCCUCACCCCACCACCCUGUACAGCACUGGAGCACCCACAAUCCACACCAUCCCUCCAAUCCAGCCUGUACAGAUUGACAACACUGCCUCACUCAUACAGAGUCCAGACUCUGACUUCAACCACAAAUCCAAGGACUCUCUGUCCAGCGGUAUCCAUCUCACUGUGGCCUCUGAUGACACCAUGUCCAUGUCGCCGGAGGCCGAGCCAACUCUCCUGCCCUCUGUGGACAUCACCCCUCCUCAACCGUCAGGGGCCCUCGAGCCUCCUGGACUGCUUUGUGUCAGCCAGCGCUUCCCCUCGCUCCCUGAGCACCUGGAGACCUCCACAGAGAUGCAAGAGAUCCAGAGGCACGUUUCUGACCCGGUCCUGCCAGGGAGCUAGAAAAAACCUGGUGCUCUAAACGGGACAGCUGUUUGUCCCCCUCUCUGUCCUCUCUCCUCCCUUCAGACCUCCUCUGUCCUGCUCAGACGCUGCUGUUGAGCGUGGGACGCCUUGCCUGCCACGUCACUGAGGGUUCAGAAUGCCUCCUUUUUUCUUACAUCCGGACUCCACUGCGCCCCCCACAGGCUGCUUCUGGUCCCGUCACACCCGGGGUCCUGUGCAAUGAAGAGAUUAUGAAACAGUUGACAAUAAACUCAUAAAAACAUAUACAAGUAAUGCAGUUGCUGGAUCUGAAAGCUACACAAACUGGAUCCAAGAGAAAGGUGUCGAGGACUACUAAUAAUAUGUCUCACAUGUGAAGAAUUAUCUGUUUGUAUAAGAGUUGCACAUUUAGACUUGAGCGUAGAAAAAUGUAAUCAUUUAUUUGGAAUUUAUUUUCCUAAUGUUAGAGAUGCGUCGGUCACACAGAGCGAUGCGUCUAGUAAAUGUAAUAAACUAUGAGUGUUUUAAGUUACUGUAGAGACUCACAACUUUUGUUAUUUUGGUAUAUGUUGGUAAAAAAUAUCAAAAGGAAAACUGUAGCUGUCUGGCACACUGUGAAGGAUGAUAGGUUCAAGGGAAAGUGUCAUUUUCAUCUCAUAUUGAAUGUUCAUGGAUCGACAGCGUGUUGUUUGAUCAUGAGAAGGUAUUACAAUGAAAAAUAUACAUCGUUUUUUUUGUACAUUUACACGACAUAGCUCUCACAGUUUGGAUCAUGAAUACCCCUCUCUCUGUGUCUGUAUAUCUGCUCUGUUCUGUUCUGUUUUUUAUGACCACAUGGUAUCAUAACGUACCUGAUGUGUUAAUCUGAAAGUGCCAACAUUAGAGGACUUGUUCUCUCGACCCUGAUACUCAAACAGGUAAAGGAAAAAACUGCAAAAGGGUUUUUUUCCCGUUUGACUGAGAAACACAGAGACGUGGCUUCAGGGCAUCUUUUAUUCAGAUGACUUCACAGUUCCAGUCACAAGGUGAAUGUAAGGACUUUUUAAGCAUUUAUAAUUCUGUAUAAUGAUUCUUGAAAGCACAUACUCCUGUUAUUUAUCUUUUUUUAGAUUAAAGACACACCCCAGCGUUACAGUGGGAGUCUGAAAUGCUUUUUAUUUUGCAGAACAAAGCACUGGCAUACACGCUGCAUCGCCACUUUAUUUAUUAGAUCAGACUGAAGGUAUUUAAUGAGGAUUCACUCAAGUACUGUACUGAGCUGUUUAAACAUUAUGCUGCUUUAUACUUUUCCUUACUACACUUAUAUUUCGAAAUAUUGUACUUCUUACCACAAUAUAUUUAUGUAACAGUUGCUGAAUACUUUGUAGAUUGAGAUUUUUUAGAAAAUCUGUUAUUUCAGGCACUGGACGUAAAAAUUCAGCAAAUGUACUUUGAAUAUUUGUCCCAUAUAUUGUCUCACACUUAGCACAUUUUGCUCACAUCUGAAACAGAAAU
This is a messenger RNA of Centropristis striata (black sea bass), 5478 nucleotides long. It is a transcript of the gene kcnh6a, whose product is annotated as potassium voltage-gated channel, subfamily H (eag-related), member 6a. Lineage: Eukaryota; Metazoa; Chordata; Actinopteri; Perciformes; Serranidae. Bases 376 to 4002 code for a protein of 1208 amino acids. Gene Ontology annotation, cellular component: membrane. Gene Ontology annotation, molecular function: inward rectifier potassium channel activity. The record is from RefSeq and is a predicted model, not a curated record. The transcript is spliced from 16 exons. Gene Ontology annotation, biological process: regulation of ventricular cardiac muscle cell membrane repolarization; potassium ion transmembrane transport; regulation of heart rate by cardiac conduction.